Molecule: messenger RNA, 529 nt
Organism: Zingiber officinale
Lineage: Eukaryota; Viridiplantae; Streptophyta; Magnoliopsida; Zingiberales; Zingiberaceae
Exons: 1
Coding region: 90-392 (100 amino acids)
Source: RefSeq, a predicted model, not a curated record
UCCCGUUUCCAUCUCGCUCACUCCAUCGAUCGAUCUGCUUCGUAGCGGUAGGGUUUCGCGGCGUCGACUCCGAUCCCGUCGCCGCGCGGAUGGCUGCUCGGGCCUUCACUUCGCUGCUGCUCGCUCUCCUCCUCCUCCUCCUCCUCGCGGCCUCUGCCUCUGCCGAUGGUGGCCGCCGCGGCCUCCACGCCUACGUUCCGUCCAGGAAGCGCGCGGUCCGCGGCGCGACUGGGGUGGACUGCCGCGCGAUGGCGUCGAGGGCCGAGUGCCUCGGGAAGUCGGAGUGGUGCCGGUGGUGCCGCAGCGACGCCCUCGACGACAUGUGCUUCGUAUCCGCCGAGGCCUGGCGCCUCCCCGGCCAGAUCUUCUCCUGCGAGGCCCCCAGUUCCUGAUGAUCCGCUUCAUCCUUCCAUUUCAAUCUCCACCUACGGUACUCCGAUCGAUCUGCCUUAUCGUUGAGUAUAAAUCGAAUCUUUGUUGUGUAAAAUUUCUUCGUUCAUCAAAAGAUCGCCGCUUGAGUGUUUGUUGA